CAACGGACAGAAUCUGAGACCACAAGAAGGACACAGCCCCAAAAGAAAAAAAAAAUCAACAAAGCCAGAACUGGACCAAUGUACCCCAUAUCUGAUCAAAUACACCGAACACAUAAACGUCACUUAAAAUUCAGAAAAUCGUCUUUGAAACCCAAAAAGACGGAUUCCGAUUAUGACCGUACUCACAACAACAUCACCCCUGAUGUUCCGAGAAUCGUACGUGUAUCCGUUGCUGACCCUGAUGCAACGGACUCUUCAAGCGACGAGGAAGCUGACUUCUUUGGUCGCCAGAGAGUGAAACGCUACGUCAACGAGAUCAACAUAGAAGCCGCUCGCAAAACCACCGCCAGCACCACCGUUUCCAACAACAACCGCAAAAGAACAGCCGCCGCCGCUGACGUUACAACCGCCUGUCGAAGACCACUUAAGCUUUCUUCAGCAAAAGGAAAUGUUAGGAAGUACAGAGGAGUACGGCAAAGACCAUGGGGAAAAUGGGCGGCAGAGAUUCGAGAUCCUGCUCGACGUGUACGGCUUUGGUUGGGUACUUAUGACACUGCUGAAGAAGCAGCCAUGGUUUAUGAUAAUGCAGCAAUCAAGCUUCGAGGACCUGAAGCUUUGACCAACUUUGUUACUCCUCCUGCCAAGAAAAAUGUUGAAAAGUCUAACAUCGUUAACGUGGCUGCGGUUUCUGGGCAUGAAUCAGGGGACGAGUCAUCUCACAAUCUUUCUUCUUCAACCUCAGUUCUUAACUUUGGAACUCAAUCAACUGAAGAAACAGCAGUCGAACUGGAAAAACGGGUUCAGGAACUCCAAGAAGAAAGUAAGCCGCCGCCAGUUCAGGAGCAGCUGGUUCUUGGCGAAUGUCAAUGGGAAACCGAAACAAACAUGCCCGAUGAUUCGGGAGAUUAUUUGCCACUAGAUUUCGCUUUCAUCAACGAAUUUUUUAACGUACCAGCACCGGGCUUGUCGCUUUUUGAUGAUAUCGUGACGAUUUUGCCAGGCAGUAGCGCAGUCAGUGAAGAUUUCAGUGACAUUUUACUCGAUACGCCUCAAGAUUUUAGCUGCUGCUCCUCAUCGUCUAUUUCUCAAGCGGACGAUUACUUUGAAGACAUCGGUGAUUUGUUCCUCUCAGACCCUCUUGUGGCACUAUGAGAAAAGCAAGUUCAGUCCCCUUUUCUGGAGCUAUGUCGUUUGCGUUUGCUUGCCGAUUUCCCGGCAGAUUUUAGAUCGGCGGCGACAUAAAAAAGAUUUGGGUCAACUUAUUAGCAGUUCUUUUAACAUUGUUAAGUAAUAUUAUUAUUUUUUUUGUUUAAUUUCACCGUUAAAAAUAAACGGAGAGUUGAGUUGAGUUGAGUUUUGCCGAGAUUUUUAUUUUUCUUUUUAUCAUUUUUUGUUAAAAAUAAUUAGGCUGUUGUCAAAGGGUGUUAUUAUAAUUUUG
This is a messenger RNA of Durio zibethinus, 1438 nucleotides long. The record is from RefSeq and is a predicted model, not a curated record. Lineage: Eukaryota; Viridiplantae; Streptophyta; Magnoliopsida; Malvales; Malvaceae.